UGACGUAUUUCCGUUUCCGCCUGUCCUGGUCGCGUUUGGUUGGACCGGCUUGUUGUGGGGAGGGCGGGGGCAGAUUGUUUGGUACCUGGGAGCUCCGUGCACGGAGGGUAAGUGGAGCUCCUCGGUGACGCUAAUCCUACGCCUCUGCCCGCGCCCGGCCUUGUCUCCACAGCAUCCAGCCUGGAGGCGCGCCUGCCUCGGCCUCCCGAAUGGUGCACCUCUGCGUAGGCCUUGGCCCAGCAUCCAGGCCCCCUCUGCCCCCUGCCUUGGGGCUGUGGCCCCGGCGACUCCUGGUGGACUCCCUGUGGUGCGGAGGGAAGAGAAUCUGCACAGAACCCUUCGCUCCAGGAAUCCCCAACAGCUGGACUCUCAGCCUCUAACCUCGAGUGACCUUCCUGUCCGCCUUUUAGGCCGAGAAGCCUCUCCUUGCUGUCCAAAGCCCAGGAAGCUCCAAGCUGGGGCCCUGGACCCAGCAUGUCGGUCCUGUCUUGUGCCUAGGGCUCUGCCCUCUCCGGGCUGAUGGCAGAGUUCAGGCACGUCCCAGGGGGACGGGAGACCCCGCAGGGGGAGCUGCGGCCAGAGGUGGUGGAGGAUGAAGUCCCCAGGAGCCCAGGGCCAGAGGAGCCUGGCGACAGUGGCAGCAGCAGCACUGAGUCCAAGUUGUUACCAAGAGAGGAGGAAGAACUGGACCCUAGAAUACAGGAAGAACUGGAGCACCUGAACCAGGCCAGCGAGGAGAUCAACCAGGUGGAGCUGCAGCUCGAUGAGGCCAGGACCACCUACCGGAGGAUCCUGCAGGAGUCGGCCCGGAAGCUCAACACGCAGGGCUCCCACCUGGGCAGCUGCAUCGAGAAGGCCCGGCCCUACUACGAGGCGCGGCGGCUGGCCAAGGAGGCGCAGCAGGAGACGCAGAAGGCGGCGCUGCGCUACGAGCGGGCGGUGAGCAUGCACAACGCCGCGCGGGAGAUGGUCUUCGUGGCCGAGCAGGGCGUCAUGGCCGACAAGAACCGCCUGGACCCCACGUGGCAGGAGAUGCUCAACCACGCCACCUGCAAGGUGAACGAGGCGGAGGAGGAGCGGCUGCGCGGCGAGCGGGAGCACCAGCGGGUGACGCGGCUGUGCCAGCAGGCGGAGGCCCGGGUCCAGGCCCUGCAGAAGACGCUGCGCAGGGCCAUCGGGAAGAGCCGGCCCUACUUCGAGCUCAAGGCCCAGUUCAGCCAGAUCCUGGAGGAGCACAAGGCCAAGGUGACAGAGCUGGAGCAGCAGGUGGCCCAGGCCAAGACCCGCUACUCGGUGGCCCUGCGCAACCUGGAGCAGAUCAGCGAGCAGAUCCACGCGCGGCGCCGCGGCCUGCCCCACCCACGGGGCCCCCGACGCUCCUCCCCGGUGGGCGCGGAGGCGGGGCCACAGGGGCUGGGGGAGGCAGACAGCGGGACCGAGGGUGGCUCGGAGGAGCUGGGCCUGGGCCCCGGGCCGGGUCCCGACACGGACACGCUGAGCCUGCUAAGCCUGCGCACGGUGGCCUCCGACCUGCAGAAAUGCGACUCCGUGGAGCACCUGCGGGGCCUCUCGGACCACGCCAGCCUGGACGGCCAGGAGCUGGGGCCCCGGCCCGGGGGCCGCCGGGACAGUGACAGCGGGGCCCGCGGGGGGCGCCACCAGCGCAGCAUCAGCCUGUAGCCCUCGGCCGAGGCUGCAGUGUCCUCCAGGGCUGCUCCGCGCCUCGGCUGUGUCCUGAGGCAGGCGCCGCACUGCCCAGGGAGAGGUGUGUGGCCUGCCCUCCCCCGGCCUCAGGGCCUCCACCAACCACCGGCCUGGCUGCGCCUGUGCUGCCACCCCAGCUUCCUCUGCUGCUCUCCUUCCGUCCCACUGCCCCUGGGGCCCUGGUCUGGGAGACACAGGAGGCUCCACGGAGGAAGUGGACCCAGCCUGCGGGUGGACAGGUGGCCGUGGGUGCGGGGCCCUGGGCCUCCUGGCUGGUGGCCGCGUGUGACCUGCAGGAUGGAUCGCCUGCCCUGAAGGGAGGGAGCCGAGGACGCAGUGCCGGGGCGGGUGAGGGGCUCUCCUACUCCGCCCUGGCCCUGUGAGGUGGUCCGGGCCCAGCUGUCCUGUACUUAAACUGCCACGGUGCUAGCUAGCGGAGGGGUGGCACCUCCGGCAGUGGCCUUGGGAGCCUGGUGCUCGGCACUCCCUGGAGCGAGUGGCGCCCUGCCCUACGGGGGUCCCAGGGCCGAAAGCUCGUCCCUGCCCCCUGCCGGAUGUGGGGGGCGUGGCCAGUGAGGGUCCCCGCCUUCUCCAGGGCCGAGGUGCUGGUCAGGAGGCUGUACUGGGCGGGCCGGGCGGUGCUUGCGCUUUGGGAGAGGUGCUUCUCCCUCCCAGGAUGGGCCCACGUCCGACAGGGUCGCGCCUGGUUUCGGGGCGAGGGGUGGUCACAAUGAGAACCUCGGGUUUGAGGUGGCCGAGGGGGGAGAGGGGGCAGGGACUCGGCGUGCGUGGGAAACGGUCUCCCCAGUUUAUUUAAAUAAAUAGUUUAUGUAAGA
This is a messenger RNA of Heterocephalus glaber (naked mole-rat), 2540 nucleotides long. It is a transcript of the gene Sh3bp5l, whose product is annotated as SH3 binding domain protein 5 like. Gene Ontology annotation, cellular component: cytoplasm. The record is from RefSeq and is a predicted model, not a curated record. Lineage: Eukaryota; Metazoa; Chordata; Mammalia; Rodentia; Bathyergidae. Gene Ontology annotation, molecular function: protein kinase inhibitor activity. Gene Ontology annotation, biological process: intracellular signal transduction.